AUGACCAGUCCUGCUCCAGGCGUCUACCGCCAGGCGUUGCCAACGCCUCCGCCGGCCUACCUCCGAUCAUCUCCCCCAUUCCCUACAACAAACGAGUCAACGCCGCGAACCAUCCCAAAUCGCCCCCAAAACUUGAAUGUCAACCGAAAACCAGUUCCAAACACAGUGUCGCAGUCCGAAACCUCGCCGAUAAUUCAAAACUCGCCGCACUCACCGGUCAAAAUCGACUAUGGCGCAGACAUCCCGCAGGCCUCCUCCGUCCCCAUCGAACUUGAACACGCUUACAAUGAACCCACCACGCCGCAAUUGGAGCUCCCCGAGUUCGCUGAAAUGUCCCUCAAUGGCCCUGUGCAGCCACCCCAGCAAAGUUGGAAUCCCUCCUACCCGCCGCGGCGAGAUUCAUCACACGCCCCGCAUUAUUCGCACUCGCAUCCUUACGGCAGUUCAUGGUCGACGGUAGAACCACAGCAGAAGGACGAUGGACACGGAAACCCGAAAAAAAGCGGCUCUUCACUAGAGCGCGAGGGUCACAGCUAUAACAGUUCUUCUAGAGGUAGCUUGGAUAGCGUGGCGCAAGCGUCGGACAGCCACGAGCCGCUGGCCUACCACCAUCAGCAAAAAGCGCCAGCUCCAAACUCGGCCGCAAAGCCGCCAGUGAACGCACCAGACACUCCAUCCGCCUCGACGGAUAAGCUAGCAGUUCGGCGACCAAGGCUAUCGCGACCCUUGUCCGCAUACUCCUCAGCCUCAGACCUCGGAGGAGCUCACAGACGCAACCUCUCCGGAUCACCCUAUUUGCACGCCCGAUCUUCAUCCCGGAAUUCGACUGCAUCCCCUGACAACCGGUCCUCUUCCUUCCUCGAUUUACUCAACACUUCCUACCCCCAACCCGGCCCAACAGCCGCACGAUUCGACAAUUCGCGCCUGCAAGCCUCCGUUGGUAACAAUGCCUCCCUCCUCAGCCACAAAGAGACCUUCGAGAUGUACCUAGCAAACGUCAAGAAAACAGACGAACCAACAGUCCUCUACGAGUUCGCUGUGUUCAUGAUCAAUUCCAUGCGCGAAAUGCCAGCCGUCGACCUGGAAGAUGCAAGCCCAAUUACCCGCGCGCGGCUGCUCCGCGAAUCAAAAUCCAUUCUCCAACGACUCGCGGACCGCAGCUACCCCUUCGCACAAUAUUACCUGGGCGAUGGGUACGCAUCGGGACUGUUCAACAAGGGCGUCGAAGACCACGACCGGGCUUUCCCACUCUUCCUCGCUGCUAGCAAACACGGCCACGUAGAGGCAUGCUACCGCACAGCUCUGUGCUACGAGUUCGGCUGGGGCUGUCGUGUUGACGGCGGCCGUGCAGUCCAGUUUUACCGCCAGGCAGCGUCGAAAAACCAUCCCGGUGCUAUGAUGCGCAUGGCAAAGGCCUGUAUUGCUGGCGAUAUGGGACUCGGAAAGCGCUACCGCGAGGGUGUCAAGUGGAUGAAGCGGGCGACGGAGUCCGCCGAUGCACAGUACAACGCUGGACCCUACGAGCUUGGUGUUAUGCACGAGCGAGGCUUUGGAGAAGACGUUUUCCCUGAUGAAACAUACGCAGCACAGCUAUUCACCAAGUCUGCAGAACUGGGACAUGUUGAGGCAUGCUAUAGACUUGGCGAUGCGUACGAACACGGCAAGUUGAAUUGUCCGCGAGACCCGGCGCUGAGUAUCCAUUUCUACACCAGUGCCGCGCAAAACGGACAUCCACUGGCGAUGAUGGCGCUGUGCGCGUGGUACCUGGUUGGAGCGGAGCCGAUCCUGGAGAAAGACGACAAUGAGGCGUAUGAGUGGGCGUCCCGGGCUGCACAUCUCGGUUUAGCGAAGGCUCAGUACGCCGUUGGAUACUUUACUGAAAUGGGCAUUGGAUGUCGUCGUGAUCCUCUCGAGUCGAAUGUUUGGUAUGUUAAGGCGGCAGAUCAAGGCGAUGAGCGUGCCAAGCAUCGCAUUGCUACUAUUCGGGCUGCGGCUGGCGGGGGGACUUCUGCUAUGGCUGCCCGUAAUGAAGGCAAAACCGGCGGCCGACUCAAGAAAGCCGAACGCAAGGAGCAGAGCCCGAGCCAGGACCAGGGUGAGUUGUCGAUGCUACACAUUCAGCUCGUGUGUUUUGAGUUGUAUCGUUGA
Penicillium soppii is the source of this 2148-nucleotide messenger RNA. It is a transcript of the gene chs3, whose product is annotated as putative chitin synthase activator (Chs3). Bases 1 to 2148 code for a protein of 715 amino acids. The record is from RefSeq and is a predicted model, not a curated record. NCBI's taxonomy places the organism in Eukaryota, Fungi, Ascomycota, Eurotiomycetes, Eurotiales, Aspergillaceae. The transcript has a single exon. Gene Ontology annotation, molecular function: protein binding.